UUCCAGUAUAGUCCCUUUAAACCACUCCACUCAUUCACUUGGUCCAAAGCUAUCGACUCUUACCACCCCUAGGCAUGUUCCACAUGGACUGCUCCUAAACACUAGGACACUCAAACAAUUUAGACGGCACCACUUAAGCUACCUUCAGUGCCAGGAACUUGAAAGAAAUGUGAGGACCAGAAGCUGUCACUUUGGAAACUAACUUUGCACAAAAUCAAAAUGAAAGUGGGAAUACUUUACACUUUAUCGUGGAUUAUACUGUUGUUUGAAAUUUAUGAAUGCACAGAGCCCAAUGUCACAGAGCUUGUAUGUCCGAGCGGAUUUUUCCGAUUCCAACGGUCAUGCUACCGAUUCAGUGAGAUGAGGGCAACGUGGCUCGAGGCUCAGGGAUUCUGCAAGGCGAUGGGAGCCAACCUGGCCAGCAUUGAAUACUGGCAGGAGAAUCGUUAUAUUGUGGGCUACAUUAAGCGGCACCACAGUAAGUUUAAAAACAAAGCGUUCAAGAGGAGUUUCUGGAUCGGCGGGAACGACUUUGCCAAUGAGCGGGAAUGGCGUUGGGUUGAAACUCAGGAGAAAGUCCGCUACCAAAAUUGGUAUCACGGGCAGCCGGACAACGCAAAAAACAGUGAACAUUGUAUGGAGUUGGAAAAGAAGUAUAAAUAUCAAUGGAACGAUCAAUCGUGCGAACUACGCAAUCAUUUUAUUUGUGAGAUACCUUUGCAUGUUUACUACAGGAAGUAGUCGUUAACCAUGUUACCAGUUUCGCAACAAGAUGAAUUGUUGGUGUCAUGACACUAAAAUAUACAACUUUCUGCUCUGGACAGUCAAAUGAGUCAGGAAUGAAACGAAACAAAAAUGAGCUGGUUCAAUAGAAAGUGAAUUGAUAAAUUUGAAGUUUGGCAAACUGUACAUAAAUCUGACAACUUAGCACACUUUCCAAUGAUAAUUUAUCGCACCAUGCACUGUACAGUAUCAGCAAUGGUUUCUGGUAUCAGGUGUAUUAGGCACUAUAAAGAGUUAGUGUUAAUUUUACAAUAAUAUCAGUGAGAGAUUGUUGUAAAAGUAGACAAAUUAAUGGAAAGAUCAUCCAUCACAUCAGUCCAAUAUUUUACAGAUCGCCAUAAAAUUACAAUUAUUGAUAUUUCCUUUAAGCACCUGAGAGAAAAUAACUUUAGAAGAUACAAUGUAGCCUCUGCAGUUUUUUACACUUCCGAGUGCAAUCCCGUUGAAUUGACGUUAUAUUGUGUUGAGUAAAAACGUGAGUAGAAAAGAGGAAAUUUGAAUGGUAAGAACUGGUGAAAUAAAAUGUUACUUGUUAGAAAUGAAGAGUGUAAAAGAACUCCUGCACUCAAAUUAUGACGUUUCAAGUGAAAUCUGAAGGCACUGAUUCCCUCAUCGCCAGUUGUGUCAACUUGUUAUAAGAUGUACUGUCAUUUAUUAAGAGAUAAAGUUGUUAUCUAUAAUGGAAUAAUCAAGAACGGUUAUCUGAAUUAUUGUAAUGUUAGCUUUGUACAAUAUAUGCACACAAAUAAAUAUUUCUGAAAAAAA
Molecule: messenger RNA, 1548 nt
Organism: Lineus longissimus
Lineage: Eukaryota; Metazoa; Nemertea; Pilidiophora; Heteronemertea; Lineidae
Product: perlucin-like
Exons: 3
Coding region: 220-741 (173 amino acids)
Molecular function (GO): signaling receptor activity
Source: RefSeq, a predicted model, not a curated record